This is a messenger RNA of Penicillium digitatum Pd1, 111 nucleotides long. Lineage: Eukaryota; Fungi; Ascomycota; Eurotiomycetes; Eurotiales; Aspergillaceae. The record is from RefSeq and is a predicted model, not a curated record.
AUGCCUCACUUUACCAGCAGGGACUAUGCUCUGAUCCUGCAUGGCAUACACUUCAUUCUUCGGGUUUCUCUUCGUGUCUGGAUAAUUGGCGAUCCUAUGUUAACAGCCUAG